Messenger RNA from Sinocyclocheilus grahami, 947 nucleotides. RefSeq names its product ubiquitin-like protein 7. The transcript is spliced from 7 exons. Lineage: Eukaryota; Metazoa; Chordata; Actinopteri; Cypriniformes; Cyprinidae. Gene Ontology annotation, cellular component: cytosol. Gene Ontology annotation, molecular function: polyubiquitin modification-dependent protein binding. Gene Ontology annotation, biological process: ubiquitin-dependent protein catabolic process. The record is from RefSeq and is a predicted model, not a curated record. Bases 81 to 809 code for a protein of 242 amino acids.
AGUUGCAAACUUGUUUAUAUGAAGAAGCAAGCAAACCUUAAAUCGGUUAAUCAUACUCGCGUGGGUUGCAGGUGUUUAAGAUGCUGGCUAAUAAAGAGUCUCUGGAGCAGAUCAUCGUGGCCUCGCCGGGACUCAGCUCUGACCCCGUGGCUUUAGGUGUGCUCCAGGAUAAGGAUCUGUUCGUUCAGUUCACAGACCCCAAGCUGCUGGACAUGCUGAUCCAGUCUCACCCGGCGCUGGUCAACGCCAUCAUCCUGGUCCUGCACUCCGUGACCGGCAGCAGCUCCUCACGAAACCCCGCCUCCACCUCCUUCAGUGAGAUGCCAGGAGGUUUUCUGUUUGAUGGCAUGUCGGAUGAUGAGGACGAUUUCCAAUCGCAGGAAAGCAGAGGCGGUUCGUCUCGAGCCCAGCGAGGGUCUGCAGGCUCCAGACCGCUGACGUUUGGUCACAGCGGAGCCACGGGCCCCAGACCCAUCACUCAGAGCGAGCUGGCAUCUGCACUAGCGUUAGCCAGCACUCCGGAGAGCAGUGGCGUCACACCGACACGGAGCGCUCAGGAGGUGUCUUCCAGCGGAGCGUCAGGAGCUCGCGUCAGCAGCAGUCUGUUCAGUCACGCGCUGCAGCAGGCGCUACAGGCCUCUAGCGUGAGCUCACCUCAGGGCCGCUGGCAGACGCAGAUGCAGCAGUUGAGGGAUAUGGGCAUCCAGGAUGAGGAGGUGGCUCUGCGAGCGCUAACAGCCACAAACGGAGAUCUGCAGGCCGCUCUCGAGCUCAUCUUCUCUGGUGGUGGAGGAGGAGGAGGACUCUGAUGUGUGUGUUUGGCCUUUAGAUGCUGUGAAGUGACCAGCACUGGCUGUUAGUUCACUGUCAAACACAAUCUACCUUUGCCUUAAAAACAUGCUUUGUUUGUUUUUUACUUUAUCUAAAUAAAGUUUAAUUAUAGAAUG